AACGGGUUGGAUUCCUAAAUAGGAGGAGAGGACAUAGCCAAGUUGGAAAUUGUUGGAUCUGAGUGUUUUGGCAAUUUGGCGACUUGGGUUUGAAUCAAAUUCAUUAGCAGCUGUUUGUUGUUGUUAUUCUCAUUCCCUUAUUCUUCUUCUUCUUCACCACAAUUCCUGCAAGUGUGUUGUUUUGUUUUGUUUUGCUUUGUUUUGAGAGAGAGAGAGAGCAUAUGCGGCGAGUCUCAUGAUAAAUGUCAUGAAGAAACUGCCUUGCUAUUCUUCUGCCAAUCUCAGCCGCUUCAUUGCUGGCCUUCUCAUCUUCCUUCUUUAUAAUUCUUACCAGUUAGUCGCCAAGAUUCCUAUACACCCUUUUUCUUAGACCCAUUUCAAUUCCAAUCCAUUUUACAAUCCAAUCAAAACCCAAUUCUUUUUCAACUGUUUCCUUUUAAUCCUUUCGUUUUACCGAAUUCCCAAUGGACCCCAAAGAUCCGUUCUUUACUGAUUUGAUUGAGGGCUCGGUCUCGACUUCUCACAUUGAGAGGCAACACAAUGCGUCAUCAUGGCCCUCUGUUAUUGUUGUUGGCGGUGGUAUUUCAGGUGUUGCAGCUGCUCGUGUUCUCCAUGACGCAUCUUUUAAGGUGACAUUGCUCGAAUCACGCGAUAGGCUCGGUGGCCGGAUUCAUACUGAUUACUCGUUUGGUUGUCCCGUUGAUAUGGGAGCCUCAUGGCUACAUGGAGUUUGCAAUGAGAAUCCCUUGGCUCCACUUAUACGCCGUCUAGGACUCACCUUGUAUCGCACUAGCGGCGACAACUCUGUGUUGUAUGAUCAUGAUUUGGAAAGCUUUGCGCUUUUCUAUAUGGACGGAAAACAAGUUCCUCAGCAGAUGGUCGUUGAAAUUGGUGAUGUAUUCAAGAGAAUUCUCAGCGAGACAGAGAAAGUAAGGAAUGAAAAUACUGAUGACAUGUCUGUUCAGCAAGCAAUAUCAAUUGUGUUGGAUAGGCAUCCAGAGCUAAGACAAGAUGAACUUGCCCAACAGGUGUUACAAUGGUACACGUGCAGAAUGGAAGCAUGGUUUGCUGCAGAUGCAGAUAUGAUAUCUUUGAAAAACUGGGAUCAGGAGCACGUUCUUACUGGUGGUCAUGGACUUAUGGUGGAAGGUUUUGAUCCCAUAAUAAAGACUCUUGCAAAAGAUAUCGAUGUGCGGUUGAGUCACAGGGUCACAAAGAUAUCAAAUGGUUGUAAUAAGGUGAUGGUCACAAUUGAAGAUGGCAGAAAUUUCAUCGGGGAUGCUGUCAUCAUCACUGUACCUCUUGGGGUUCUCAAAGCCAAGUUGAUCGAGUUUGAACCUACUUUACCUGAGUGGAAAAUGUCUGCUAUUUCUGAUCUUGGGGUAGGCAAUGAAAAUAAAAUUGCCUUACGAUUUGAUAAAGUUUUCUGGCCGAAUGUAGAGCUCUUGGGAGUUGUUGCACCUUCUUCGUAUGGAUGUGCUUAUUUUCUUAAUCUUCACAAGACAACAGGGCAACCAGUCCUUGUCUAUAUGUGUGCUGGAAGGUUUGCAUAUGACCUUGAAAAAGAAAAUGAUGUCGAUGUUGUGAAAUAUGUGACAAAGCAACUCAAGAAGAUGUUACCGGAAGCAACUGAUCCAGUUCAAUAUCUUGUAUCACAUUGGGGAACAGACCUGAAUUCCCUUGGAUGUUACUCUUUGGAUUUGGUUGGAAAGCCUGCAGACAUAUAUGAGAGGCUUCGAGCACCCUUGGGUAAUCUUUUCUUUGGAGGGGAAGCUGUUAGCAUGGACCAUCAAGGAUCUGUACAUGGGGCUUAUGCAGCAGGAGUAAUGGCAGCUGAAAACUGUCAGAAUCAUCUCUUGGAGAAACUUGGUAGAUUAGAAAAGCUGCAGCGGGCUUAUGCCAGCGAGGAAGUGCCCGAAGCAAUAAUUCCAUUGCAAAUCUCAAGGAUUUAAGUCCUUUUUGAUAACCUGAGCACAGAGAAAUAGGCAUUGUCAUUCGAAUCUCCUAUCCCUCUCCCUUGUUUCUACUCCUCAUCAGUUUCACGAUGUUUAGACUUGUUCUAAGUUUAGAAUUGUUAUCACCCUUGUUGAACAUGAAAAAAAAGUGUUCUCAAUCACUAACUAUGCACCUUUAUUUGCAUCAAAGAUGCAGUGUACCCUCAGGCUUAAGUUGUCAGCCAAUUUCUUUAUAUCUUUUCGGCACAGUAUUGGUGGCAUUUCCUCUGAUGCCUUUUUAUUAUUACUAUUAUUAUUAUUAAU
This is a messenger RNA of Argentina anserina (silverweed cinquefoil), 2258 nucleotides long. Its product is annotated as polyamine oxidase 5-like. Gene Ontology annotation, molecular function: polyamine oxidase activity. Gene Ontology annotation, cellular component: peroxisome. NCBI's taxonomy places the organism in Eukaryota, Viridiplantae, Streptophyta, Magnoliopsida, Rosales, Rosaceae. Bases 465 to 1952 code for a protein of 495 amino acids. Gene Ontology annotation, biological process: polyamine catabolic process. The record is from RefSeq and is a predicted model, not a curated record. The transcript has 10 exons.